Messenger RNA from Etheostoma cragini (Arkansas darter), 579 nucleotides. RefSeq names its product mediator complex subunit 21 (gene med21). Gene Ontology annotation, cellular component: mediator complex. NCBI's taxonomy places the organism in Eukaryota, Metazoa, Chordata, Actinopteri, Perciformes, Percidae. Gene Ontology annotation, biological process: regulation of transcription by RNA polymerase II. The transcript has 3 exons. The record is from RefSeq and is a predicted model, not a curated record. Gene Ontology annotation, molecular function: transcription coregulator activity. The coding region runs from base 13 to 492 and encodes 159 amino acids.
UGUACAGAAAAAAUGGCGGACCGGCUAACGCAACUCCAAGACGCUGUCAAUUCGCUUGCAGAUCAGUUUUGCAAUGCCAUCGGCGUCUUGCAACAGUGUGCGCCUCCUGCCUCCUUCAGUAACAUCCAGACGGCUAUCAACAGAGACCAGCCAGCAAACCCAACCGAAGGUGAUCUUUGUUGUUUGGUCCUAUAUCUAAUCACUUUUCUUGUCUUCUCAUGUAAUAUACCUUUCCUCGCAACACUGACAGAUUUAGAUUAUCGAUGUACCAAUCCAAUAUUGGCCUUGUUUCCGUCUGUGCCCUCUCGCCAGGCGGCCAGUCUGCGGCAGCUGGAGGAGGAGAACCACGAGGCCGCCGCCCGUCUGGAGGAGGUGGUUUACCGCGGCGAUAUGCUGCUGGAGAAGAUCCAGAGCGCCCUGGCUGACAUCGCCCAGUCUCAGCUCCGCACCCGCAACGGAACACCUCACCAGCCCUCACCAGCCGAAUCCUGACCGGCAGUGUGCAAAAACGCAGCUCUGGACAAUUUUCAGCUAUUUCCCUUCUCCCCAUUCUGACUCUUCGUUUUUGAAACGUCAGGG